UCACUUUACUCAGCCGUCCAACUCCUCUGAAAGUGCAGAAAAUUACGGGAGCAAGAUGCGACUCAUCUCAAUUAUCAGCCGUUGAAUCCAAAACAUCAGAUUUGAGGCGGGUGCCAUACAAACCCCAGAACCCAUCGUUCAGCUGUUUCUUCCAAUACCAUCCACGCCGGAGCAAAUGUCCGCUCAAGUGCGCAGCAGCUACCUCUUCCUCUAUAAUUCCAUUCAGGCCAUUGGAUGGGCAGUUUCACUUUGGAGAAUCUCCAACAGCUUAGCUUCCACAAAGUCUUUCAAUGGGGCCUAUGCUUCUGCUGGAGAGCUUAUAUGUUAUCUGCAAAGUCUGGCAUUCCUGGAAGUCGUACAUGGCGCUUUAGGGAUUGUUCCUAGUGGAGUUCUACUACCAUUGAUGCAAUGGGGUGGAAGAAUUCAUUUCCUACUAGCUCUCGUUCGCUCCAUCAAUGAGGUCCAAGAACUGCCAGCAGUUUUCAUUACCUUUUUAGCUUGGAGCUUAUCUGAAGUUAUAAGAUAUUCACAUUAUGCCUUGAAUUGCAUUAGCACGCCACCCUAUUGGGUCACUUUCAUCAGGUACACUGCUUUUAUCGUACUGUAUCCCAUUGGAAUUGCUCCCGGUGAAAUGUGGCUCAUGUACCAAGCACUUCCUGUUAUAAAAGAGAAAAAGUUGUAUACAGAUCGCCUCCCUUUCAGCUAUUAUAACUUUGUUGUGGUGCUGCUUCUCCUGUAUCCAGUUUUAUGGCUGAAACUGUACCUUCACUUGUUUAAGCAACGGCGAUCAAAAUUGUGUAAACACCAGAAGAUAAAAUGAGCCACUCAAGCUUCCUGCGCACGGCAGCCUCUUUCGGAUUCAGAAGCCCCGCCUCCAGAUCGCUAGCCCACGCCCCGUUCAGCCCGUUCUUUCUCCAGUCAGAGAUUGCUCUGCUACGACCAGACUUCUAUCUGCGCCAGAUUUGGUCACGUCCAACUUCCCCAGGGAAUGGAGAGGGUGCGGGAAGACAACGAAGUUCCCCAUUGUUGAAGCUGAGGUGGAGUGGGCGUUGUGGGGACUACUCCACCUUUCUCUUUCUGCAACUGAUCACCACAGCCUUGCCAGAUUAAUAAUUUCUAUCAAAGUCUUGGGUUUGAAGAAACAAAUGGCGUAUGAGAUGGUGUUAAGGCCGCCCAUAAAUGCCCCUACUAAGCCUUUUCUGACUACCCUUCCACCUUGUUCUCUAUGCACUCAAACUCCAUCUGCUACUCGAUUGGGGGUCCCUUCUAGCGGACGUGAGAAAGGGUUUUGUGAAAGUUCUCUCCAUUGAUAGGCCCUAAUUGAACCUGGUCAAUAGCUCAGUUUCAAAUGUUUCCCAUGGAAUCUGGUAUGAGUCGAUCCCACAUGCCUUGGUGAUGGCUUGCCAUCGUAGUACCUUUUUUUUUAACAUUGAUAGGAUUCCACAACGCAGGUCAGCCUGACAAAAGGUUCCAAAUAGAACAUAUGAAGAGUAAUAACUCAACUAAGUUCUUUAAUUCUUAGUCUUUGAAUUAUUCAAAUAAGACUAUAAGAGAAUGGGUCUUUAGGAAGCCGAAGACACUUCUUCACUUCUAGUUAUUUCCGUAUUAAGGGAUUACAAUUGAGUUUAUUGAUAUAUUAAAGUUAUGACUUGAAAUGGAGCUAUUGACCAGGUUCAAUUCGUAAUAAGGAAUUACAAUUGAGUCUUUGAUACAAUCGAGCUAUAUUCAAAUACCAGAAUGGGUCUUUAGGUCAUGAAAAUAUGAAAAUGUAGAGCAUUAAAGCAUUUUAAAUUUGAUAUAAUAUGACUCAUCAUUCAUUAUGAGUUAAAAGUUAUGAUUUCGUGAUUUAGCACAAUCUAAACUUGAAAUUGAUACACGUUUCAUAAUAUUCAUUAAUUUUAAAAAUAUACAAAGUAUGUAUAUUUGACUACGUGCGAGAAGUCUACCUUGCAGUGGUGAGAAAGUUAGAAUUAA
Cuscuta epithymum is the source of this 1974-nucleotide messenger RNA. Lineage: Eukaryota; Viridiplantae; Streptophyta; Magnoliopsida; Solanales; Convolvulaceae. The record is from the annotation of a GenBank genome assembly.